UCAUUCCCAAAUAUCUCUUGCAAUAAAUAUCAAAUCCCUAAAUCUCACUUCAAUUUAAUUCGUUUCGAUUCUUUGCUCUUCUUUUAUUUCGCGCUCUAUUCGAUACCCAACUUAAAAUUUGAUCAGAAAGUGAAAUCUAUGAUGCAAGCUGGAAACCGGAAUCGCGGAGAAUCAUCCACGCCGUUGAUUAAUGAUAGCUUAAGAAUUGAGGAGAUUAUCCCUCAACUAUUCACCUCAGUUCCGUCCCUAAAUGAAGCUGCCUCUUAUAUUGCACAAACUACAUCAUUAAUAACCGGUUGUUUCUCUGACUUUUCUGUGGAACCUUCGUCUAGAAAUGUGGAAGAUUCCAGCGGAGAUGGUCAGGAGUUAGUUACGUUUUCAUCUGGGCUAUCCCAGGGAUCUCGUACUAGCUCUACUGAUCAUACGUCUUCAAGUGGAUAUCAUUUUACACGUGCAGAAUCAUCUGGUACUUCCCGUUACUCUGCCUCUAUAAAUGAUGGAACUAGAAGGACCUCUGCUGGAGAUUCUUCUCAAAUUUCUGGCACCCUCGUACAGUCAAAUCAAAAUGGUCAAACUGGCAUAUCUCUCUUUCAAGGCCUUAUAAAUCGGGUGCGAAGAACUGUCCAUGGAUCUGCUGAUGACAUAGGCUGGCUACAACGUGAUCCAGAGAUGCCGUCAGUUGAAGAUGGAUCAGAAAGAUUCACAGAGAUUCUGGACAGUAUCAGGCAUGGCGUUCACAGGUUGCCGAAUUCAGUGGUGUACUUGUUGGUUCCAGGUCUUUUCAGCAAUCAUGGUCCACUGUAUUUUGUCAACACAAAAAUGACUUUCUCAAAGAUGGGUCUCGCCUGUCAUAUUGCCAAGAUUCACAGCGAGGCUUCAGUCGAAAAAAAUGCUAGGGAGAUAAAGGAUUACAUUGAGGAAAUCUAUUGGGGUUCCAAGAAACGUGUUUUGCUUCUUGGACAUAGCAAAGGGGGAAUAGAUGCGGCAGCUGCUUUAUCAUUAUAUUGGUCUGAUUUGAAAGAUAAGGUCGCUGGUUUGGCAUUGGCCCAAAGUCCAUACGGUGGUAGUCCGAUUGCUUCAGAUAUUUUGCGGGAAGGGCAGCUUGGAGACUACGUUAAUCUACGGAAAUUAAUGGAGAUUCUGAUUUGUAAAGUGAUGAAGGGUGAUUUGCAAGCUCUUGAAGAUCUAACCUAUGACAAGAGGAAAGAAUUUUUGAAGAAACACCACUUGCCGAAGGAACUGCCUGUUGUUUCAUUUCACACAGAAGCUGCAAUCACUCCGGCUGUGCUGGCUACAUUGUCGCGCGUCGCACAUGCAGAGCUACCCAUGGUUGGUCCCCUUUCGGAGUCCCCGACACUACCGCUACCAGUGAUAAUGCCCCUUGGUGCAGCAAUGGCUGCCUGUGCUCAGCUGCUGCAGAUCAGGUAUGGUGAGAAGAGUGACGGGCUCGUCUUGUGUCGUGACGCAAAAGUCCCCGGUUCCGUUAUAGUGCGGCCAAAACGCAAACUGGACCAUGCGUGGAUGGUUUACUCGUCUUUGUCCGAUGACCCUGGUGAAGCUGAUGCCUCUCAAGUGUGCGAGGCUCUUUUGACUUUGCUUGUGGAAGUUGGGCAAAAGAAGAGACAUGAACAUGCCAUGAAAGAUGAAUGACCGUCUAUUGAUAGUUUCAAUCUCGUUAUUGCGCUAUUAAUGUAAAUUUGUAUUUCCAAAUAUAUCGUGUACUUAAUAGUUUUUUUUUU
Molecule: messenger RNA, 1739 nt
Organism: Morus notabilis
Lineage: Eukaryota; Viridiplantae; Streptophyta; Magnoliopsida; Rosales; Moraceae
Exons: 9
Coding region: 139-1650 (503 amino acids)
Source: RefSeq, a predicted model, not a curated record